This is a messenger RNA of Linum tenue, 315 nucleotides long. NCBI's taxonomy places the organism in Eukaryota, Viridiplantae, Streptophyta, Magnoliopsida, Malpighiales, Linaceae. The record is from the annotation of a GenBank genome assembly.
AUGGCGUGGAAGUACGGAUACAGGAAAGUCUUACUGCAGUUGGACUCCACUACGGCCAUCAAUAUCCUUACCUCGCAGGAUCAGACGGAGCACAGGUAUCAUAAUCUGGUUCUUCAGUUUCAGAGACUGCUCCAGCUGAACUGGGAAGUCAGAAUUUCCCAUAUCUAUAGAGAAGGAAAUAAAGUGGCGGAUUUCCUUGCUAAUAAAGGCCACUCUGCUAGUAUAGGUUUCCAUGUUUUUGAGAGCUCAGACCCGGGUCUGAACUUCUGGAUUUUGUAUGACGUUUUGGGUAUAUCCCAAUCCCGGUUAAUUUAA